This is a messenger RNA of Dermacentor andersoni, 638 nucleotides long. Lineage: Eukaryota; Metazoa; Arthropoda; Arachnida; Ixodida; Ixodidae. The record is from RefSeq and is a predicted model, not a curated record.
GCUAUCCUUGGCAAUGCCAUGGCCGUUUACGUUCCGACGUACGGCGUACCUGUGGCUGGCUACUCCGGCGUGCCAGUGGCCGGCUACCCCAGCGUGCCAGCUGUCACCAGUGUGCACGCCGCCCCCGUGGCCGCCCUGCACACCGUCCAUCACGCGGUGCCAGUGAGCCCCACUGUCCACAACGUGGCCACCCCGUACGGCUACCGCACAACCGGUGUUAGCUACAGCCACAGAGUCGACGCCCACCCAGUGCGUGCACGCUACGCGUACGGCCUCGCGCCUUAUGGCCUCAGCUACGGAUACGGGCUUGGUGGCUACGGAUACCCUACCGUGUUGAAGAAGUGAGACAAGAUCAAGCGCUGAAGUGGGAUUGUUCAUCAAGGCCUUUUGACAAACAACGAAAGCGUGACACCUUCACGAGUGAGAUUCCUUGCGCGAUCCUUCAAAUGCUAUAUUCUUCGUCUGGAAAAGAAAAUAAAUACCUGCAACAAUUUGACGUUUCUCUUGAGCUUCCACUGAUGUUUCCUUUUCAGCCAUAGGCUGCCUCUGCAUAUUGCCCUGCGCGGGUAAAUUAUUUUAGCGCCCAUUAGAGCGAGAUGGCUGUUCAACGGAAACCGCGUUUUAAUGUUAUACCGUCA